This is a messenger RNA of Carassius auratus (goldfish), 5474 nucleotides long. Its product is annotated as integrin beta-8. Gene Ontology annotation, biological process: integrin-mediated signaling pathway; cell adhesion mediated by integrin; cell-cell adhesion. Gene Ontology annotation, cellular component: cell surface; focal adhesion; integrin complex. Gene Ontology annotation, molecular function: integrin binding. The coding region runs from base 2559 to 4922 and encodes 787 amino acids. The record is from RefSeq and is a predicted model, not a curated record. NCBI's taxonomy places the organism in Eukaryota, Metazoa, Chordata, Actinopteri, Cypriniformes, Cyprinidae. The transcript is spliced from 14 exons.
CAAGAUGGCAAGUGUAUAAUGACAAAAUCUUUUUUUGUGGGGUGAUAUAACAAUUAUAUAUAUAUAAAAUCAUACAUGGCUGUCUGUUACAGUUUAUCACAAAGGUUAAUUAAUCUUGAGGAAGUGUCACUUGUUCUGAAUAAGUCACAGAAACAAUGUCAGCUCUUGUCAUGACCUACAGUACAGUAUAAUGACAGUUACCAUCCUCUGUUCCUCACAGUUCGUCUCUGUGACAGUCACAACGUCCCUCCACCGGGACACGUCCUAAAUACUGGACCCGCUCCCGUAAUCUGCUUCCACUGAGCUUGUGUCUGGAGAACAGGAGACACCAUUGUCCUUCUCCUCCACCCAUGAUGAAACACUCAUUUCAGCUUGGAGAGAUGGCCUGUUAUUUGCUGGUGUGCAUGACUGAAAUAAACUAUGGAGGCCGGGCUCAAUAAAUGUCUCAAAAUGAAAUCUGAUCCGUUUGACUACAUCAAAUGCCUUUUAACUGCUUUCUUAAUGGCACAUCUAAUUGGAAACGUAUCGCAUCUAAUGCAGUGCAACAUCUGGAGAGACUUCAGUAAAAGCCUUUUUCUUAAAGCUAUAGUACACUAAUUCUGCCAUCAUUUCACCACUCGUUAUUCCAAAUGAUUUGUCAUUCUUCCAUGGAAAUACAAAUGAGAGUUAAUAAAGACAAGUGACAUUAAACUCAAAUAGGGACAAAAUACACCCUAAAAGUGAAUCAUACAACUUAUGACCUUGAACAUUCAUCAUAAGAAUCCACAAAAACAUGAAGCGACUGUUUUUGAAAUCAGUCUAUUAGAAUAAUAAAGUAUUCAAAAAGAAAUUAUUUUAAAUUGUAAUAACAUUUCACAAUAUUACUCCUUUUAUUGCAAUUUUUAAAUCAAAUAAAUUCAGCCUUGAAGGGACUCUGAUUGUAUAAAAAACAGCAGUGUGAAAUUUAGGCUAAACAUCUAUUUGGAAGAAAAAAGGUCAAACAGGUUUGCUAUUAAAUGACAGAAUAUUUAUUUCUGAGUGAACUAUUCCCUUCCUUAGUAUGGAAGCAUAUUUCUAAAUAUAUAUAUUUAAAAAAAAAAGAAACCAACGUAAUUGCGAGUUUAUAUCAUGCAAUUCUGACUUUAUAACUUGUAAUUGCUAGUUAUGAAGUUCAAAUUGCGAGGUGUGAAGCUCGAACUGGAACAUAAUUCUCAGAAUUGGGAGAAAAAAAAGCACUCGUCACUGUUUAAAAUCCUCCCUGGAGCAGAGAAGUUUAAUUCAAGCCCUGCCAGGUUUUUACCCGACAGCCCAUCAUUCUUAAGCAGAAGAAUAGCUCAAGGGUAGCAAUAAAACUCGUGCUCCUCCUCUGGUGCACAAGGCUGAUCCCAGAUCAUCGCGCGCUCUGACUCAGUCCAGGCUCGCGCCGGUGGGCGUUCAUCAGCUCCACUUUCAAAAUCACUGCAAUGAACAGCAAUGACUGGUUGUUUCUUACGUCGCCGUGCACCUUUAAGUGAUGACGCGCGGACGGUGACCUUCGCGCGACGGUACAAGGAGACCGCGGGUGGAAGACACGGAGCGUCACCUGUGCGUCCGAUGCGUAAAAGCGCGCGAUGAUCACAAAAAGCGCGCACUGCGGUUCCGCCGCGCUUCGUCUGACUCUGGACAUUUGGAUUAGGAGGUUGCUGGGUGAAGCGAAUCGCCCUCCUUUGUUCGCGCGUGGAUGAGGGUCUGACGUGUUCCCGGGGGGACUUUCAGUCGCUGUUCAAACGCUGGAGACACACACACGCGCGCUCUCGAUGCUGCUAUGACUUCCUGCGCGAGUCCAUACUGUGAUCUGGUUGCUCUUCGCGUGCUGCUGCUCGUGCUCGUGCUCGUGCUCGCGAGGUCCGGUUCGGGUGAGUUUGGCUGUGGAUCGUAAAAACCCUUUCACAGCGCGUUUCAGUGUUUUUCCCGAAUGAAUGGAAAGUCGGUGUUUACACACGGGGCAAGUUGUCACGCGGUUUAUGGCUCAAUGAAAACAAGGUUUCGGGUCAAAACUCUGUUCACCCACAGAGAGGUUUUUAUGUUGGUAUCAUUUCGGGUAGUUUGGUUUGGUAACAAGUGAACAUUUAAACAACACUUGUACGCUAUACAUUAAAAGUAGGCUAUAUUUUAAGAGAAAUACUAUCCCAAAAAAACUGUAAUUUUUCAUAAACGUCUUUUUUUAACAGUUUUCAUUGAUGGCUUUUAUAUUGUUGUCUUUUUUCCCCAUUAGCUGAAAAGCAUUCAUUAUCUUAUAAUACUUUUUAAAUACAUGUAUGUUGACGAUGAUGUUUGUGUUAGUAUUUAGUAGAAUUAAAACACUGGUAUUUUACUGAAAUCAGUGUAACCAGCAGGUUUCUAUUGUGACAACUUGCCCCGUACUGUAUUGUGACUGCAAUGGGUUUUACCUGCUGAAAAAAAAGGAAGAAGAAGAAAAAAAAAUGGCUUAAAAUAGACAAAGCUGGUUUAAGUGGAUUGAUCAUCUGGUUUCCCAGCCUUGGCAGCUGAAGAAUUGGUCCAAACCCCUCAAAAACCAGCUGAAACCAGCCAAUCUUGUCAUGAUUUGUUCAUCUUUCAGAGACAGUUUCUUUCCGAACAGGGUCUGUGUUGAACACAAACCCGCUGAAGAUGUGAACGCUCGCUCAUUCAUGUGUAAAUCUCUGUUUCUGUGUUCAGCGGAAAACAGAUGCUUGUCUUCCCUCGUCUCCACGUGUGAAGACUGUCUGAGACGCGGCCCUGAAUGUGCAUGGUGCUCUCAGGAGAGGUUUCUGGACGGGGCUCAUGCAAGUCAGCGAUGCGGAUCUGUGUCUGACCUGCGAGUCCGGGGCUGUGACGAGGCCUUCAUCGAGAACCCAAAUGUGAAAGUGGAAGUAAACGCCUCUAUCAGCAGCACACAGGUGUCACCGAGAGAGAUUAACAUCCAUCUACGAGCGGGCGGCGAGGUGUCGUUCGUGGUGGAAGUGCAUCAGCUGGAGCGCUAUCCUGUGGAUCUGUACUAUCUAGUGGACGUGUCGGCAUCUAUGCAGGAUAAUCUGGACCGGCUGAAGACGGCGGGCCUGGCUCUGUCUCAUCUGAUGAAGGAACACUCCAGCGACUUCAGAGUCGGCUUCGGCUCGUUCGUGGAUAAACCGGUGUCUCCGUACAUCGACGUGCACCCUUCCAAACUGCUGAACCCCUGCAGUGAUUAUGAGGUGCACUGCAGGCCGGCUCACGGCUUCAUACACGUCCUCCCCAUCACACACAACAUGACCGAGUUCACACGGGUCAUUCAGGAGCAGAGGAUCUCUGGGAACAUGGACACACCGGAGGGAGGCUUCGAUGCCAUGCUGCAGGCCGCUGUUUGUCAGAAAGACAUCGGAUGGCGUCCCGAAGCGAAGCGUCUGCUGCUGGUUAUGACAGACCAGCCGUCUCAUCUGGCUCUGGACAGUAAACUGGCUGGGAUCGUGGUUCCUCACGACGGCCGCUGCCAUCUAGAGGAUAACAUCUACUCUCAAACUACGACUAUGGAGCACCCAACAAUCGCUCAACUGGCUGAGAAACUAUUGGAGAACAGCGUUUACUCCAUCUUUGCGGUGGACCAGGUGCAAUAUCAGUGGUAUGAGGAUCUCCUGGACCUGAUUCCUGGGAGUUAUGUGGGCCGUCUGUUCCCCAAAGCAUCUAAUCUGAAAGACUUAGUAGUGCAAGCCUACAAGAAGCUGCUGUCGGAUGUGGAGCUGCAGAUCGAGCUGGAGGACGCACAAGCUCCUCGCUUCCGGGUGAACGUCACGGCCUUGUGUCCCGACGGAUCCACUGCUUCUGGAAGCACCAAAUGUUCCAGCGUUCAGCCCAAACAAACAGUUUUCUUCAGGGUGACUGUGGGGAUGAGCUGCUGUCCGGCCGAGGGCACGGAUCGGGACGUUCUGAUGAGCGUCAGGCCGGUGGGAUUUAACGAGUCCGUUACCGUACGGAUCCGUCAGGACUGUGGGUGUGUCUGCACGGAGACGGGCCGCUGUCGUGAUGACCCCGAUCCCUCGCCCUGUCCCGCGGAGACGGCCGUCUGUAGAGCGGACCGCAGUGAACCCGUCUGCAGCGGGAGAGGAGUGUGUCGAUGUGGGACGUGUGUGUGUGACUCCAGCAGAUUGGGAAACAUCUACGGGAAGUUCUGUGAGAUGGACGACUUCUCCUGUCCGUAUGUGAAGGGCCUGGUGUGUGGAGGACACGGCCAGUGUGUUUCAGGUGAAUGUGUGUGUCUUCCUGGCUGGACGGGUGAGACGUGUGACUGUCCUGUGUCCACCGAGAGCUGCGUGUCAGACGACGGCUUGAUUUGCGGCGGCUGGGGAAAGUGUGUGUGUGGCAAGUGUGUGUGUGACGACAGCCGGCGCUCUGGAGCCCUCUGUGAGAAAUGCCCCAUCUGCGACAGCUCCUGUCAAUCACACUGGAGCUGUGUGAACUGUCACCUGUCUAACGGACUCGGAUCGGACGCCAAGCAGCGUUGUAAUCACAGCUGCGCAGCUUCAUCGGUGGAGUAUGUGGACGACAUCACAGAGCUGGUCCGGGGGAAAUACUGCCUGUAUCCCAGCACUGAGAAGUGUCAGCACCGCUUUCUCAUGGACUUGGCUUCAGAGCGACCUCAGCUGCACAUUAGUCGGCAUCCUGUGUGUGUGUGGAGUCGGCGGUACUUUAAGACGUUCCUCAGCGUCUUCCUCCUGACCGUCACGCUGGGCAUCGGCCUGCUGACCGCUGUCAGACAGCUGCUGAGAGCCAGACACUGCUGGUGGUCGUCCGGCUCUGAGCAACAGUUCGAGCGCAGCCCUAAGGAUUUAUCAUACAUCCCCACGACCAACGAGAAGACGAUCACGUACAGAAGGGACCGUCUCCCGAACCGUCCGGUGGAGAUGCACUCACACAUCCCCAAGAUAACCCUGAGCGACGCCUGGCAGUGACGAGGGUCAAAGGUCACUCUAAAAACGAAGCACUACCAGAAUGAAAACACAGUCUUUCUCUUUAAGCACUUACUUCACGAGAGCAAUAGCCUGAGUGGUGUUUCUGAGGGUGUCUCUCUCAUUUCGGAUGGCAUUAAAUCUCUGGUCCUGAAUGUCUGUUAAACUCUUACCAUGUUCCCCUCAACGGACCAGUUUUCUGCUCAGUUACCGUUCGUUUAUGUGUGUGAGAGUGUGUUUUUAUAGUUUUACCUGUUGUAUUUUAGUCGUCAAUACACUACAGACUCCGGCUGUGUUCAGAAGAGCAUACUGUGCACACUAUUUCUGCAGAAAAUACACAGUUUACCAAAACACCACUGUCCCACAAUGCAAUGGGCUUGAUGCUUCCAGUACAGUGAUGCAACAUUCAGAAUUAAUACUUUUAUUAUCAAUUAUUUAUAUCAUCAAUAAUUAAAAGACAAAUAUUUAAUAUAUAUAAUAUUAAGACAUUUGACCUUUUUAAAAUAUAUAUAUGAUUUUUUUCAGUCUUAGUUUUGUCAAUUUUAGUAUUUUAAA